This is a messenger RNA of Linum trigynum, 363 nucleotides long. NCBI's taxonomy places the organism in Eukaryota, Viridiplantae, Streptophyta, Magnoliopsida, Malpighiales, Linaceae. The record is from the annotation of a GenBank genome assembly.
AUGCUAAAGAGUAAAGAAUCUCAUCACCCCUCCAAUAAAACCAGAGUAUGCAUGGCAGCUAAAGCAGCACAAGAAGAGGGCAAUUCCUAUUCUUCUCUAGAGCUUAUUAACACAGUAAUUAUUACCAUGUCUUGGUUGAGGCCAGAAGUAUUGAAGAGCACAUCAUCAUUUCCCAAAAAGAAGUCGUUGAUUAAACGACUCGUCUCCACCGUCAAGAAGAAACUCUACCUCCUCCGCUUUCAACGGUACCCAUGCCUCAGCUCCUGGCAGGAGGAGCCAAACACCACAUUCACCCUCCCGACCGUCCUCUCUGCUGGCGGCUGGCGCUGCUCCUGCCACCAGUUUUUGUCAUCAUCGGCAUAG